Molecule: messenger RNA, 2596 nt
Organism: Eleginops maclovinus (Patagonian blennie)
Lineage: Eukaryota; Metazoa; Chordata; Actinopteri; Perciformes; Eleginopidae
Gene: dnajc27
Product: DnaJ (Hsp40) homolog, subfamily C, member 27
Exons: 7
Coding region: 122-943 (273 amino acids)
Biological process (GO): vesicle-mediated transport
Cellular component (GO): Golgi cisterna; trans-Golgi network
Molecular function (GO): GTPase activity; GTP binding
Source: RefSeq, a predicted model, not a curated record
GAAGGUAAUGAGCGGAAGUCGUGUUUCAGCCUCAAAGCGGCUAUCUUUAGCUCUGUAUGCUAACAGCAACAACAGCUGUUUUUAACCUGAAUUCCUUAAUAAAGCCCAGUUUAUUAACACCAUGGAGACCUCGGCUCCGAAGAGGAGAGAGAACAAGAAGUCUCUGCGGGUUAAAGUCAUCAGUCUGGGGAACGCGGAGGUCGGGAAGAGCUGCAUUAUUAAACGGUACUGUGAGAAGAGGUUUGUUCCCAAAUAUCUGGCGACUAUUGGCAUCGACUAUGGCGUCACAAAAGUUCAGGUCCGCGACAGAGAAAUCAAAGUGAAUAUCUUCGACAUGGCUGGACAUCCGUUCUUCUACGAAGUGCGUAAUGAGUUCUAUAAGGACAGUCAGGGGGUCCUGCUGGUCUACGACGUGGGUCUGAGGGAGAGCUUCGAGGCGUUGGACAGCUGGCUCGGGGAGAUGAAACAGGAAAUGGGUUCUCAGGCCAACAUGGACAGCAUCGUGUUUGUGGUCUGCGCCAACAAGGUGGACCUGAUCAAGCGGCGCGUCGUGGACGAGGGCGAGGGUCGACUGUUUGCUGAGUCUCGGGGGUUUCAUUACUUCGAGACGUCGGCGCAGAGCGGGGAGGGGAUCAACGAGAUGUUCCAGGCCUUCUUCUCCUCCAUCACCGACAUGUGUGAGAAUGGCGGGAAGCGCCCGGUGACGGAGCUCAGCGUCGGCUUCACCAAGGAGCAGGCCGACACCAUCAGACGCAUCAGAAACAGCAAGGACUCCUGGGACAUGCUGGGGGUCAAACCGGGGGCAACACGGGAGGAAGUGAACAAGGCGUACAGGAAGUUGGCGGUGCUGCUUCACCCGGAUAAAUGUGUGGCCCCCGGCAGCGAGGACGCCUUCAAGGCCGUGGUGAACGCUCGCACCUCCCUACUGAAGAACAUCAAAUAACACUCACUUCACUCUGAUUGGACCUCCCACCCUCGUACCGACCAAUCACAUGCAGCCGCUCGAACAGUCAUUAUUUAUUUAUUGUAAGGUGUGUGUGCCAACGUUGGUCUAGUUUAACUUAUUUACACUUCAUAUCUGGAGGACUGGCCCCUGUGUUAGCGUGAGGAAGAUGAGGGUCACUCAGACACUAGAGAACGGUUAAUAUUAUAAAACGAGUUUCAUAUUAGGAGAAAAAACUUCAAUUUUUAAGCCUGUUUGCCAAAUCUAUACAAUUGUAAGUGUCCUGAACUGAAACACAUGCUAAAUAUUAACUUUUUCUUACUUCCAAACAGAAGGUCCUCCAGUUUUAGUUCCCUAAAGCGACUUUAGUUCCCUCGAAUGUCCCUCCAAACUGUGCCAUUACAUUCAUGUGUCCUACAUGUGUCUUAUUAUUCCCGGAUGACAGAUUUGUUCCCGUAUGUAACUGCGUGACUAAUAUUAAGUAACUUGUGCCAACUACUGAGUCAUUCGUUCCCUCAAGUCUGUAAUGAUCACCUUUAAUAACUCUUUAAUAAGGAGUCACAUUCUGUUGAUUCCAAAUAUUUCCUCUUGAUUUUAAAUUGUUCCCUCAUGAUAUAAAUGAGUUCCCUGAAGUUACAACUUUUUUCAUAACAUUAACAAUUUGUUCCGUGAAAUUGGUAAUUGCGUCCCUCCGGGAACUAAUGUGUAUAUUAUUAGUUAAAUAACUUGUUCCCUUAAGUGAUAGUAUCAAGCGAUGUAUGCCAUCCACCCACUCAUUGGUUCCCUAAAGUUGUUAUUAAAAUGUAGACUUUUGUUUUCAUUGUUUAUCGAAGUUAUUACAAAUACAAAAUAAGGUACAUUUAAUGGACCUAACAUUAAAUAAUAUAAUGACUUAAAAACCUCUCAAUAUAUUCUACAAACUCCUAAGGACAUUUAAAAUAACCGAUAAAUGUAUCGGUUAUUUUAAAUGUCUGACCUGAAGACGUUUUCAUCACGGCGGGUUAUCAAUAAAGGUUCUUGAAUAUAAAAACGUUAAUCACGCAAAGGUGUGUAUCAACGUUAAGAGGUGAAGGACAGCAUGAGUAUGUUAUCAGCCAAUCACACGUAUGAAACAUGUUUACUGUGUUAUAAACACAUUAUUUAUUUGGUGUGUGUGUGUGUGUGUGUGUGUGUGUGUGUGUGUGUGUGUGUGUGUGUGUGUGUGUGUGUGUGUGUGUGUGUGUGUGUGUGUGUGUGUGUGUGUGUGUGUGUGUGUGUGUGUGUGUGUGUGUGUGUGUGUGUGUGUGUGUGUGUGUGUGUGUGUGUGUGUGUGUGUGUGUGUGUGUGUAUGUGUGUGUGACUCUGUGUGUGAGACUCUGUGUGUGAGACUCUGUGUGUGAGACUCUGUGUGUGACUCAGUGUGUGUGUGUUUGUGUGUAUGUGUGUGUGAGACUGUGUGUGUGAGACUGUGUGUGUGUGUGUUUGUGAGACUCUGUGUAUGUGUGUGUAUGUGUGUGAGACUGUGUGUGACUCAGUGUGUGUGUGUUUGUGUGUAUGUGUGUGUGACUGUGUGUGAGACUCUGUGUGUGACUCAGUGUGUGUGUGUUUGUGUGUAUGUGUGUGUGACUCUGUGUUGUGCAUGUUUUUGAAAUAAUAAAAAAGAUCAUUUCUGCA